Molecule: messenger RNA, 270 nt
Organism: Gilbertella persicaria
Lineage: Eukaryota; Fungi; Mucoromycota; Mucoromycetes; Mucorales; Choanephoraceae
Exons: 2
Coding region: 1-270 (89 amino acids)
Source: RefSeq, a predicted model, not a curated record
AUGUCUUCUACAGAAAUCAAAAAGCCUCUUCUUGCCCUCCCUUCUACAGCUGAAGAAACUGUCAAGGUGGAUAUAAAUGACACGUAUAAACUAAAAGAAUUAGGUCCAGUAGUCAUUAAUGAAAACGGUACAAUGAGCCGAAUUAACAAUUGGCACGAAAUGAACGAUAUUGAAAGAGCCAAUGUCAAUCGAAUUUUAUUGAAAAGGAACAAAGAACGUUUGGCCAAACUAAAGGAAUCUAUGCAGCAUACUGUUGACCAAGACCCUUGA